Messenger RNA from Xyrauchen texanus (razorback sucker), 1804 nucleotides. It is a transcript of the gene mindy4b, whose product is annotated as MINDY family member 4B. Bases 121 to 1530 code for a protein of 469 amino acids. NCBI's taxonomy places the organism in Eukaryota, Metazoa, Chordata, Actinopteri, Cypriniformes, Catostomidae. The record is from RefSeq and is a predicted model, not a curated record. Gene Ontology annotation, biological process: protein K48-linked deubiquitination. Gene Ontology annotation, molecular function: cysteine-type deubiquitinase activity; K48-linked deubiquitinase activity. The transcript is spliced from 13 exons.
AGGUCUUUGCCUGCAGAAAUGGAAUACGAUUUAAUUUGAUUUAUUUAUGAUUUUUUAUUUAUGAUCCCAUUCUUCAGUCAUACGAAUGUGAAUGCAUUGUCAAACCAACAUUAUUAACAGAUGGACGACGGUGUUGACAACACAAUCAGUGAACUGGAUGACAUACUCCAGCAGAUAGCAGACCUGGAUAAAUGGAGAGAAAUAUUUAACUCCCGCGGGUUGGAAUUACAGGACUGCAUUGUUAAAAGACCUAUUGAGAAGAUUAAAGCUGAUGAGGACAAUGAAGACUCUUCAAGACCUGCAACUGCCACCCAGCAUAUCAGUGUACAGAGCAACCUGUUUACAGUGCCUUACUCUGUACCUCAUACCCUUGCAGUGUCUCCAAGUCUGGGUGGGCAACCGCUGUCACCAGAGAUCGCAGUGAAUUUGAGAAAGAUUUUGUUUGGGAAUACCUUCCAUGUAUUCAACUAUGAGUGGAAAAAAUCAUUCUUCAAGUUUCGGGAGCCUUUCUCUGACAUGUCAUAUGCCCUAGAGGCGGAGAGGGGUGGAGCCCGUGCAAUUCAGAUGGUGGUUCAGGCUCAUAUUAUUAAAUAUUUGCUCUUCAGCCGACCAAUGAACCCAGAGUGCACAACGCAGAGUUCUUUCUUUCUUAGUUUGGUGGAUGUAGGGGAGAAUGAGCAGAGGAAGGCGCUGGCAGAUGCACUAACUGACAUCUUGUGGACAGCUGGCGAGGAGCAGACAGCUACUGUCUCCUUGGUUACAUCAGAGCGCUGUUUCACCCCCCACCUGGACUACAAAAUGGACAGCUUCACAGAGAGGUUACAACUUUUCACCUUUAAAAAGAAAAAUGAUGUUACAGCAUUUAUAUACGAGCACAUCCAGUGUUUUAAGGAAGAGGGAAGCCAUGGAAUCAUACUUUUUCUGUAUAGCCUUAUCUUCUCCAGGUCCAUUGACAGGAUACGAGCAGACUUCGAUUUCUCUACUACUUAUCUUCUGAAUUUGACCUUAGGGAACUUUGUGUGUCGACAGGCUCUAUUAAACCUGUUGUUGACUGGCCGUGCCAGCCCUAAUAUCUUCAAUGGUACAUUACUUAACGACAAGCUCAGCAAACCUCUUGUCCACCCUCUCCACGGGGUUCUGACCCGCAGUGAUGUUGGAUAUAUGCUUUGGAACAGAGAACAAUUUGACCAUGCCAACCUUCCCCAGGUGGGCAGCAUGCUGAAAACACCCAAGCUUCCUAUCUGGGUGUGCAACAUCAAUGGCACCUACAGCGUUCUGUUCAGCCCAAACCGUUCACUGCUUUCAGACUGGAAGAUGGAGCAUCUCUUUUAUCUCUACUUCUACAAUGGCCAACCAACUCAGAGCACCACUACCAUGCUCACCAUAGACACACAUUCCCAUCACUGGGAGGCUGGAAAUAAUGACAUUCAGGGAGACCCAGAGAAAAGGUUCCCGUCUGUAGAGAUGACCAUUAGGACCAAAUGGGAGGGAGCUGUUAUCGAUUGGAAUGGGACAGUGCCUUUUUUCUAAAGACGUCCGAGCAAUCUAAAAAUAUUUCACAUUCUUAACAUAUGAGCCUGUAACAAAAGUAAAAAGAUUGUGUAGCCAACUAUAUGGCAAAAAAAGAAAAAGAAAAAUGUUUUGUUUGCCAACAAUAUAGUAAAAUCUGGUUCACAAAUGUUUACCUAUUCUGGUGCAUACAGUGCAUACUUCCGUUUGGAUUGGGUUCAAGUUGCUGUUUUGCAGGUUGGUAUCAAGUCUCAAGUCAAGUGUCAUGUAAUGAUGGAAAAGGCUGUAGUUUCAU